ACUUUCCUCUCUCCGCCUGCCUCUGAGGCAGCAAAAGCGGCUUUGUGUCGCGUGACUCGGCCGGCUGGUCACGUGACUGGAAGGGGGUCAGUCUGCCAGGAUCCAAGAUGGCGGUUUGCAUCGCUGUCAUCGCCAAGGAGAACUACCCUCUGUACAUUAAGAGUACCCCAACUGAAAAUGAACUCAAAUUCCACUACACAGUGCACACCUCCCUCGAUGUCGUGGAUGAGAAAAUCUCAGCUAUGGGGAAGGCUCUUGUGGACCAGAGAGAGCUCUACCUGGGGUUGCUGUACCCAACAGAAGACUACAAAGUGUACAGAUAUGUGACCAACUCCAAAGUGAAGUUUGUUAUGGUGGUGGAUUCUUCCAACACAGCGCUCCGAGACAAUGAAAUCCGGAGUAUGUUCAGAAAGCUGCAUAAUUCAUACACAGAUGUCAUUUGCAACCCAUUUUAUAACCCUGGGGAUCAAAUCCAGUCCAGGGCCUUUGACAACAUGGUGUCGUCCAUGAUGGUGCAGGUUUGUUGAAGCUCUCGCACCUUCUCAUACCGCCGCUACCUAAAAAGGCCACCCCUUGUACAGUAUUGUUUGUUGGUUGUGUUAUGUGCUGCUUUCUUGAGUCCUGCUAUGCAAAAAUAAACUUUUUGAAAGGUCAGGAUAAGGUAGUGACCAGAUUCAUGCUCUACCAGGACGGCUUUUCUACACAGUAAGCCGCUUCAAAUUGACCGACGUAAUUCCUAUCGUCAUGCUACAAAAUGUUCUCAGAACACCACAUGUGAAUGUCCUCAUCGGUGAGAAUAGAAUUCAGGUCCAAGCUCAGACAAUGAAUAUCACACGCCCGGAGGUUGCGGGUCUACAUGAAAAGUGACAGAGCUCAAAAGGAGACUUAAAAAAGAAAACAGAAGCUGUAAUAAAUGGAAAGAGUUUAUUUGUGCCACAGUAGCAACUCACUGAUCCAAAAAAAAUUUUUUGUGGAGGUAGGUAACUCAGAAGUAAAAGAAAGUAGAAACUCAA
Messenger RNA from Sphaerodactylus townsendi, 1013 nucleotides. RefSeq names its product trafficking protein particle complex subunit 2L (gene TRAPPC2L). The transcript has 5 exons. The record is from RefSeq and is a predicted model, not a curated record. Gene Ontology annotation, cellular component: nucleus; TRAPP complex; cytoplasm. The coding region runs from base 108 to 527 and encodes 139 amino acids. Gene Ontology annotation, biological process: endoplasmic reticulum to Golgi vesicle-mediated transport. NCBI's taxonomy places the organism in Eukaryota, Metazoa, Chordata, Lepidosauria, Squamata, Sphaerodactylidae.